UUUUAUCCUUACAGGCUCAUCUCCUUGUGUUGCUUUGUUAUCUAAGGACUGCAUAAUAAAUGCUUCUAGUUUUUGUUGGUGGUUCUUCUCUUUUUAAUCCCUAUUUGGUAUGUUUGUUUAGUUGAAUGCUAAUGGGGCACUAUAGAGAUCUUUGCUGUUAAUUGAUGGGUAUUGCUUGUUCAUAUUCUGGCUGGUGAAGUUUCCCUUUUGAUGUUCUUGAGACCCUUCAAUCUCUUAUUCUGUAUUUCUCCUUGCAACUUUCACUAUCAAGCCACAAUUUUUGUCUAUUUUCGAAGCAGAAAAGACUCCUCAGAAGCACCACAAAGAGUUCGUCCUCGAGCUGUGUGCCAACUAAAAACAACCGGAUUAGAGUCUGACUCUGCAUCAUCAUCAAGUCAAGUUAGAACACCAAAAGAUAGAAGUCCUAAAGUAAUCGAUCGCCGGUCACCCGUAAGCCCAGUGUCUGAGAAGAAGCGUCCGAGCAGAAUAUCUGAGUUGGAAUCUCAGGUUUCCCAGCUUCAGGAAGAUCUGAAAAAGGCGAAGGAUCAGCUAAGUUUAUCAGAAUCAUGGAAAAAAGAAGCCCUGCAGGAUGCUGAUGAGUCCAAGAAACAACUUUUAGCUAUAUCUUCAAAGCUUGAAGAAUCACAGACGCAACUUCAGGAAUGCUGCGCUACUGAGGAGGCUCGUGUUGUUGAGCUUCAAAAAAUCUCACAAGAGCAGGAUAAAGCAUGGCAGUUGAUGCUUGAGGCUAUCCAACAGCAGCACCCAGUUGAGUUAUCUGCCUUGGGCUCUGCAUUGAGUGAAAUUCAACGGCUUAAGGUUCAACUUGAAAUGGUAGCUGAAUCUGAAGCUGACCAGAGCAAGCUCACAGAAUCAGCAGAUGUGGAGCUCCAGACAUUAAGAGCAAAUCUGAUGGAUACUCUUGCUCUUGUAGAGAACAUGAAAACGCAGCUAAGGGAUAGCAAAGACUCGGAGGCCCAAGCCCAGGAACUGGCUAGUGAAACUCUAUUGCAACUGGAAAGUGCAAAGAAAUCUGUGGAGGCACUCAGAUCAGAUGGCACUAGAGCUAUUGAAGCCUAUAACUCCAUUGCUUCAGAGUUAGAUCAUUCGAGGGAUCGUGUUAAAUUAUUGGAAGGACUUGUUAGAAAACUUGAGGCAGAUCUACAUAAUGCCAAUCUUUAUCGAGGUUCUGCAGAUGGUCAUGAUACUGAGGAGGCCACUGUUGAAAAUCAAAGAUCAGAGGAAGCAAACCAGCUUGAAGCAGAGCUUUUUGCUUUGAAAUCUGAGGUGGAGCGUUUGAGAUCUGCUUUAGAAGCUGCUGAGAUUAAAUGCCAUGAAGAACAAAUUCACAGCGCAGCUCAGAUAAGAAGUGCUUACGAAAUGGUGGAGCAGAUAAAAUCUCAAUCUGUUCUCAGAGAGGCUGAACUAGAGGCGGAGCUCAAGCAAGCAAAAAUUGAUAUUGAAGAGUUGAAGGCAGACCUUAUGGACAAGGAAACUGAAUUGCAAGGAAUUUCAGAGGAGAAUGAAGGUCUGAAUAUGAAGCUAAAGCACAGUUUAUCAAGCCGACGAGAAUAUGCAAUAGAGAAUGAACUAAAAAAUUUGAGGGACUCAGUUCAUGAGUUGAAGGCAAGUUUAAUGGAUAGGGAGACAGAACUGCAAAAUGCGUUGGAGGAAAAUGAGAUGUUGAAGGUAGAAAUUGGUAAAAGGGAAACAGAUGAGCAAAACAUGAAUAAUGAAGUGGUUAUACAACUAGAAGCUGCAAGAGAUGCAGAACGAGAAGCUCGCGCGAAGCUUGGCUUCGUGAUGGAGGAGGCAGAUAGGAGUAAUAAAAGGGCUGCAAGGAUCACUGAACAGCUUGAGGCAGCACAAGCAGCUAACUCUGAAAUGGAGGCGGAGUUGAGAAGACUAAAGGUGCAGUCUGACCAGUGGAGGAAGGCUGCAGAGGCAGCUGUAGCAAUGCUUUCAACAGGAAAUAACGGGAAGUUCAUGGAAAGAACAGGGUCAUUGGAUAGCAACUAUAAUCCUGUUACAGUAAAGUUCGGCUCGCCCUUCAACGAAGAGAUGGAUGAUGAUAUGCUAAAGAAGAAAAAUGGAAAUAUGCUGAAGAAGAUUGGGGUGUUGUGGAAGAAGCCACAGAAAUAGAAUACUCAAGGUACGCGUAAACAGAAAAUUGCUGGUUGAUUUCCUAUGCCUUGGCAUCAAAUUGCAGCUAGUUAUUUUCGUGCAAAUGUGUUUAGAUUGGCUUAGCUAGUUUCACUUUUGAACCGAGAGAUGUAUCAACUCAAAGAAAUGGCAAAAUCUACAAAUAUGUAUCUAUCUGCAAAUUCUGCAUGUGAGUAAACUUACUAUGGAGUCAUUUUGCUGAAGCUAGUCCCUUCCUCGUGAUCAAAUUGGCAAAUGAAUUUAGAAUAAUCUAGUUUCUGUUGCUUUUGAUCUGCUGAAAAAUAUCUGGUAAUGUUUAACACUCUGCUCAUUUUACUUGUUCUCCGAAUCCCAGUCUCACUGAACGAACAAAUUCAUGAAAUGAAAUGGGUUUGAUUUUUAAGGGAAAGUAUAAAAAAAAAUACCAUGUGUUCAGUUA
Molecule: messenger RNA, 2581 nt
Organism: Manihot esculenta (cassava)
Lineage: Eukaryota; Viridiplantae; Streptophyta; Magnoliopsida; Malpighiales; Euphorbiaceae
Product: interactor of constitutive active ROPs 3
Exons: 3
Coding region: 211-2142 (643 amino acids)
Source: RefSeq, a predicted model, not a curated record